Messenger RNA from Ceraceosorus guamensis, 1590 nucleotides. Its product is annotated as LIP-domain-containing protein. Lineage: Eukaryota; Fungi; Basidiomycota; Exobasidiomycetes; Ceraceosorales; Ceraceosoraceae. Gene Ontology annotation, molecular function: triacylglycerol lipase activity. The transcript is spliced from 7 exons. The record is from RefSeq and is a predicted model, not a curated record. Gene Ontology annotation, biological process: lipid catabolic process. Bases 1 to 1590 code for a protein of 529 amino acids.
AUGAUCUGGUCGACUUGGCUCCGAGAGCACUGCCCGGCUGGAGCGACAGCACCGCAGUCGCCGGCACCGGCACCACCCAAGCAGGAUGAGGAUGAAGUGCCGUCUUCCUGCAUACCUUUGCGCUUCGGUCGAUCACAGAUCGUCAAAGCCAGCCCAGAGGCCAUUGCACCGCUGCCCCAUGGCGAUGACGGCACCGAAAGUCCAUGCGGACAGCCAGGCGUGCUCAACUCGAUCAAGUGCUGGUUUGGCUGGGGCAAAAAGCCAUGGCCGCUUCCUCCCGACGAUGUUUUCUACGGCAUCAAGCUGACGCCAGACGAUCUGAAGGACUACGAGCUUGGACAAGUGGUCAAGUCGCGCGAAAUCUUCCUCACGCCAUUCUUUGGUCUGGAUGCUGAUGGCUUAAAGGCUUGGCAGCUGCUCUUCGUCACCACUGGUGGUCCAAAAGCUAGCCCUUACAAGCAAGUCACGGUCACGACCAUCAUCGUCCCGGCCAAUAGCAAGGGCGACAGAGUGAUCGCCUACCAGCCCAAGACAAAUUCUGCCAGCUCGCUUUGGCGUACCUCGUACGCUCUACGUGCCGGUGGCAGCCAAUCCAGCAAUUCCAUGUCCGAGCUGGUAUUUCUAGGACCCAUGCUCGAUCGUGGCUGGAUCUGCGCCGUUUCGGAUUACCUGGGCCAGAACGACGCUUUUGGCGCGGGCUUGCAGUCCGGACACGCCGUAUUGGACGGCAUUCGAGCUGUGAUCGAGUUUUCCGAGUUGAAAAUAGAUCGAGUCAAAGUGCGCGUGGUGGGUUACGGCUAUAGCGGAGGUGCGAUAGCGACGGGCUUCGCUGCGCAGCUAGCUCGGAGUUACGCUCCCGAUGUGGAAGCCAAAGUGCAAGGCUGGUGCCUAGGUGGACUGCCGGUCGAUCUGAAACAGAUCGCCACGCAUGUCAACAACACGCUCGUGGCUGGUGUGAUUGUUGGCGUUGUGCAGGGUCUGGCCAACACCUAUCCGCAGCUCCAGCAGUAUCUCGCCGAUAGCCUGACCAGUGCAGCGAGCAAGUACUUCUCUCAAGCAAAGUUGACCGGCUUUUGGUCCGUCGUUCGAGCUUCGGCAGGCGCAGAUAUCCUCGGCCUCAUCUCGGGCAACGCGAGCAGCGAUCCGAGCUACUUCAAGCCGACUUUUGAUCUGAUGACCGACAAAGUGCCAGCCAUGGUGAUGGAGGAGAACCGCAUGGGCGCUGAUCCGAAACAGGUGCCGCGCAAGCCGCUGCUCAUAGCUUGCAGUCUACACGAUGAGAUUGUGCCGAUCAAGGCUCCAGACGAGCUUGUAGAGAGGUGGGGUAAAGGUGGCGCGACCAUCGAGUACAUUCGGGACCAGCUGUCUGCGCAUGCUUUGCUUUCGUUCACAUCCUAUUCUGCUUGUGUGCGAUGGAUGGGAGACCGGCUGGAAGGCGAACCGAACGAGGCAAAAGCAGGCAAGCCUUGGAUCCGUAAUCUGACCACAACGCUGACGGAUGAUGGGGACGAAGAGCUGCUCGGCAAGCGUCGUUACGAUGACCUCAAAAAGACCUGCGAGAGACGUCAAAGGGAGAACUUUUGGUGUUGA